AUGGUGGACUACAUGGCGGUGGUCGACGUGGACGAUCCGACGGGAGCGCGCUUCGACAGCAAGGCCGAGUUCUACUACCGCAAUGUGGACAUCGUGCUGCAGCGCUUCGGCUGCCACGCCAAGUACAGCGUCUACGGCUGCGACGACUGCCGCGACGCGUACAAGUACUGGGUCUGCAGCAUCAAGUUCCAGAAGUGCGGCUCGCAGAUCGUCAAGACGGACCGCGGUGCCACAAAACUGCAGUACUCGACGGACAUGUGCGACUACAAGGCGACGACUGCGACCAAGACGGCGACUUCAACGUCCAGCAAGACCACAGCGUCCUUCUGCGUUGAAGGAUCAUCGGGACGCUAUCGCACCUGCCUGUCGAUCUGCGAAGAUGUCGUGAGGAAAUGCCCAUACGUGCUCAACUUCCAAUGCCCCAUGACGGAGACUCCGUUCUUCUCGGCCGAUAUCACCACGUGCAAUAAGCUGGAUCGAGUCUCCAAUCCAGAUCGACCGAGCCGUGCUUGGCCAGGCACGUUUGCGGACGCAUGA
Messenger RNA from Phytophthora sojae, 537 nucleotides. RefSeq lists its product as hypothetical. Lineage: Eukaryota; Oomycota; Peronosporomycetes; Peronosporales; Peronosporaceae. The record is from RefSeq and is a predicted model, not a curated record. The transcript is spliced from 2 exons. Gene Ontology annotation, molecular function: stretch-activated, monoatomic cation-selective, calcium channel activity. Gene Ontology annotation, biological process: calcium ion import across plasma membrane. The coding region runs from base 1 to 537 and encodes 178 amino acids. Gene Ontology annotation, cellular component: plasma membrane.